UACGGCCGACAAAACAUAGAAAAUGUGAAGAAGAGAAAUGGUACUCGGGAUCCAAAUGAGGAUCUUAGCACAGAAGAGGAAUGUGAGUCACAAACGAUCACGGAAAAAGAUUCUACGAUAACAUCACCUAAAAUGCAAAAUGGGAAUAUAAGUAAUUCGGUGAUAGCCAGGUCGAAAGACUUAAUCUUGGUCCCUGAGCCGGAAAUGCAUAAUUACAAAAAUUAUGUUAACGAAUCGAACCUGAAAAACGACCAUAAACCAUCAAUAAUGGAUGACAAAGAGGAUAACCUUAAUCAGAGAAACUCUUUUGAAACGCAAAUCGGAUUUGCGACAAGUUGUUUGGAUUACAUCAGAGCCGGCGUUGAAGCAAUUAUAGAAGACGAAGUGACUUCACGCUUUGAAGCUGAAGAACUUAAGAAUUGGAACUUGUUAACUCGAACGAAUAGACACUACGAAUUUAUCUCCUGGAAAUUAACAUUUAUAUGGAUAUUCGGAUUCGUUAUGCGUUAUUGUUUCCUGCUACCUUUAAGGAUAUUUAUCUGCUUUGUAGGGGUAUUAUAUCUAGUAUUCGUAACAUUUUUAAUCGGCUUUCUGCCGAAUGGCCGCAUAAAACUUUGGGCGAACAACCAGGGCUCCCUUAUUGCAUUCAGGAUAAUAUCCCGUUCUAUGUCGAGUAUGAUCACGAUCCACAAUCCAGAAUACAAACCAAAGAAUGGAGGAGUGUGCGUGUCGAAUCAUACGUCUACCAUCGACGCCUGCAUUUUAUCCACGCAAACGACUUUCUCUUUGGUGAUGUGGCUGACAGUGUGUACUGCAGUAGUGGGCUACGUUCCCGAGGGUAGUUUCAAGCGGUGGCUCAACUACAAAGUCUCCAUAAUGUGCUUUGCUGUCUUAUCCAGUGCUCUGUCUUCAGUCAUCACCUACAACAAUCCAGAGAACCGCCCUGUCAGAGGCAUAUGUGUAGCUAAUCACACAUCUCCUAUUGACGUACUCGUACUUAUGUGUGAUAACUGUUAUUCAUUGAUAGGUCAGAGGCAUGGAGGUUUCUUAGGAUUGUUACAAAGAGCUCUUGCCCGUGCCUCUCCACAUAUAUGGUUUGAACGUUCUGAGGUCAAAGAUAGAGAAGCAGUUGCGAUAAGGCUAAAGAAACACGUAUCUGAUCCUACAAACCCACCGAUACUCAUAUUCCCGGAGGGUACCUGUAUCAACAAUACAUCAGUUAUGCAAUUCAAAAAAGGCAGUUUUGAAGUGGACAGCAUUGUUUAUCCUGUAGCUAUAAAAUAUGACCCAAGAUUUGGAGAUGCAUUUUGGAACAGCAGUCGAUAUUCGAUGUUACAAUAUUUAUAUAUGAUGAUGUCUAGCUGGGCUAUAGUUUGCGAUGUAUGGUAUCUCCCUCCAAUGCAUAGGAAAGAAGGAGAGAGUGCCAUUGAUUUUGCGAAUCGAGUGAAAUCUGUGAUAGCGCGGCAAGGUGGUCUUGUUGAUCUGCAAUGGGACGGCCAACUGAAGAGGAUGAAGCCAAAGAAGGAAUGGAGAGAAAAGCAGCAAGAAGAAUUCAGUAAACGAUUAAAAGUCGAAUAA
Cyphomyrmex costatus is the source of this 1578-nucleotide messenger RNA. It is a transcript of the gene Gpat4, whose product is annotated as Glycerol-3-phosphate acyltransferase 4. The annotation marks the transcript as partial. The transcript is spliced from 9 exons. NCBI's taxonomy places the organism in Eukaryota, Metazoa, Arthropoda, Insecta, Hymenoptera, Formicidae. Gene Ontology annotation, molecular function: glycerol-3-phosphate O-acyltransferase activity. Gene Ontology annotation, biological process: triglyceride biosynthetic process. Gene Ontology annotation, cellular component: endoplasmic reticulum. The record is from RefSeq and is a predicted model, not a curated record.